Molecule: messenger RNA, 817 nt
Organism: Hevea brasiliensis (rubber tree)
Lineage: Eukaryota; Viridiplantae; Streptophyta; Magnoliopsida; Malpighiales; Euphorbiaceae
Exons: 1
Coding region: 102-668 (188 amino acids)
Source: RefSeq, a predicted model, not a curated record
CAAGAAACAGAAAAUAAUUCUUCUUCUUCUUCUUCUUCUUAUCUUAUCCUCUCUCGCCUGAAAAAUUUCCCUGUUAAAUAUUACAAGGAAGAAUUUCCCAAAUGGGUGUCUUUAUCCGCCAUAACCAAUCUUCUGCUGUGGUUCAAUCUCACCAACGCAUGUACAAGUUCUUCAUAAUCUGCAACUACAUUCUACUGAGUGCAGCCUCUAGUUGCGUCUUCCUCACUCUCUCUCUGCGUUUAUUCCCAUCUUUCUGUGGUUUCUUCCUCAUCCUCCUCCACAUACUCACCAUCGUCGGUGCCGUCUCCGGCAGCUCCGUCGCCACAUCUGGGUCCAGCAGAUGGUAUGCGGCUCACAUGGUGGCUACUUCACUCGCUGCAAUAUUUCAAGGGUCAGUGUCAGUGCUGAUCUUCACGCAGACCGGAGAUUUCUUGGGGUACUUGAAAUCUUAUGUUAGGGAAGAAGAUGGAGCUGUGAUAUUGAAGCUGGCUGGUGGGCUUUGCGCGUUGAUCUUUUGCUUGGAGUGGGUUGUUUUGAGUCUGGCAUUUUUGCUCAGGUACUAUGCUUUUGUGGAAGGAAGUGGCUGUGCAGGUGGUAGUUCUUUAGCCGCCGGUGGAAAAGUUCAAGAAGAGGAGUUGAAGAACUGGCCCUGGCCAUUCCAAGUUUAGCUUCAUUAAUAUCUUCUUGUUGGUCAUGCUUUAUUUAUUUAUUUAUUUAAUUUAUUUCUUGUUAAUUAUUUGUUUUCUCUAUUGUAUCACUUGUCAAUUACAUUCUUGAUUAUUCAAUUCUUAAUUAUUAAUAUAUUUUAUAUUUUUCA